GAGAGAAUCCUCGGGUUGUCACCACCGACGAGGAGCCCAUGGCGUUCAUCGACGUGCUCAUCUCCAUGGACGAGCUCUCGGACACGACCAAGAUCACGCUUUUGCUCGAUAUCUUGCUUGGCGCAGUUGAUAGCUCGGCUCUCUCGGUAGAAUGGGCCAUGGCGGAACUUCUCCGCCAUCCAGCCGAGCUCUCGAGAGCUCGACGCGAGAUCGACGACGUUGUCGGGUCGCAAAGGCUUGUGGAGGACUCGGACCUGCCCAAGCUUCGAUACGUGGAGGCCAUAGCCAAGGAGACACUGAGGCUGCACCAAGUGACGCCGCUCAUCAAUCCCAAGCUCGUCGAAGGAGGGCCGAUCAAGCUCGGUGGCUUCACGAUCCCAGCCGGGGCCUUGGUCUACCUGAGCAGCUACGCGAUCGGGAUGGACGAGAAGUUCUGGAAAGAGCCUCUGGAGUUCCGGCCACAGCGAUUCAUCGAGCAGGACAUCGACGUGUUUGGCCAAAACUUCCACUUCGUUCCAUUUGGAACUGGGAGGAGAGUCUGCCCCGGCGCCAAGCUCGGCCUUGAUACUGUCCGGAUUGGAGUGGCGACGCUUGUCCAAGGAUUUGACUGGGAGCUCGACCAAGAUCCUGCAAAGCUGGAUAUGGCUGAGACUUUUGGAUUGGUGUGCCAAAAGACUCAACCUCUGGUGGCGAUUCCCCGUCCAAGGCUAGAUUCUCACGUCUACUAGCGCCAGAAUCCACGACCUUGCCUCCA
Messenger RNA from Selaginella moellendorffii, 754 nucleotides. RefSeq names its product cytochrome P450 98A2. The record is from RefSeq and is a predicted model, not a curated record. The coding region runs from base 39 to 728 and encodes 229 amino acids. NCBI's taxonomy places the organism in Eukaryota, Viridiplantae, Streptophyta, Lycopodiopsida, Selaginellales, Selaginellaceae. The transcript has 2 exons. Gene Ontology annotation, molecular function: iron ion binding; monooxygenase activity; heme binding.